Messenger RNA from Chironomus riparius, 3648 nucleotides. NCBI's taxonomy places the organism in Eukaryota, Metazoa, Arthropoda, Insecta, Diptera, Chironomidae. The record is from the annotation of a GenBank genome assembly.
AUAGGAACUCGCGAUAUCAUCAACAGAGAAGAGAAACUGGCGGGGAAUAUGUAUUGCAUUGCUCGUAAUUUCUGCCGUCUUAUCAAUUAUCGUCUUUUCAAUAUUUUUACUGUCACCAGAAAUCGAGGACACAAGAAUUUAUGGAAGGCGUCUUCUCUUAUCAGAUAUUUACAAUGACUCGCUUAAAUGGAAGUCGUUCAAUGGCUCAUGGAUAAAUGGUAAGUAAAUGUCAACCGUUUUGCCUACAAGUUGAUGUCAUCUAGAUUGUGCAGUGUUAAUAUAAACAACCGAAAAAAAUAGAUAGGAACUUGAUGCUAUAAUAAAUUUAUCUAGGCAUAAUAAUGAGCAGCAUUAACAACUAUUUCCUUACAUAGACUUUUCUCAUUUCCCCACUUUCUUUUUGUUUCCUUUCUUUCCCUUUUCAUCUUAUCGUGAUUGCCGUCUUGCUUAUCGUCGUAAUCAUCAUCAACAUGGGCCAUUAUUAUCAUAUUCUCCAUCCUAUCGGAUUAAAAAUCAUCAUCCAUUACGACAGACAAAGAAUUUAUCUUUCGAAAUCUCGAAAAUGGAAUAUCAUUAUUUAAUGCUGAGACAUUAGAGACAAAGUUGUUAAUGGAUAAUUCGUCAUUUAGACGACUUAAUGUAGAUUGCUACAACAUUUCACCAGAUUUAAAUUUUAUACUUUUAUACGAGUGUCAGCAUGAUAGCGACUCGAAUGGCACAAAGUACUUUGUGUAUGAGAUAUUUUCAACAAAUAUCUAUCCACUCACACCAAAUGGCAGCGACGAAGUAGAGCUGCAAAAAAUAUUAUGGUCACCCGGUUCUUAUGAUAGUAGUAAUUUAGCCAUCAACGAUAAUAUUGAUAGCAUAAGCACUAACAACAAUAACAAUAAUAUUCCUAGUAAUACAAAUAAUAGACAGAAAAAAGUUCUUCCAAAUAGUAAAACGAAAGUAAAGUUUGAAAAGAGUAAGCUGUCGCAGGCAAUUGCAUUCAUACAUGAUUAUGAUAUUUAUUAUAAGCCAAAAAUACACAGCGAUCUUGUGAUUCGUGUGACGAUAAAUGGCAAAAAAGAUUUUAUUCUCAAUGGCAUCCAAGACUGGCUUUACGCAAACACUCCGGAACUGAACGGGGACACAAUCGCCUUCUCGACAAAUGGAAGUUAUUUAUCAUUCCUUUCGUUUAAUAUAACAAACGUAGAAAAAUAUGAAUACACAUGGAAUGGAAGGAAUUCGCAAUAUCCCAUGAUCAAAAGCAUUCGUUAUCCACGCUAUAGCACACCGAAUCCAAAUGUUACAUGCUUUGUGGUUAAUCUGAAUGUGCUCAAGUACAUAAACUUAAUUCCAUUGAAUCUACCAGAGCAUUUAGAUGGCGAUUUUUACAUUGGAAAUAUGUUUUGGAUAAGCAACACAGAAUUAACUAUUACAUAUACGUCGAGGGAUCAGACGCUAUCGAGUACAUUGCUCUGUACAGCACCAAACUUUGAAUGUACUGAAAUACAACGAGAAACAAACAAUGAAAUAGGAGUCGACAUAUCUCCAGAGAAACCAAUUUAUCUCGAUGUGAAUGAAUUUGCUCAUGCACUCUUGUCACCAUCAAUAAAUAGUUCUUCACAGCAAUCAUCAAACAACAAUCGUUUUUUGAUUAAAAUCUAUCCGGUAUUGGAUGGAAAGUAUGGAAUGUUUCGUCAAAUUGCAUUAAUUCCAUUUGUAAAUAAGAAGCCAAUUGGAAUAACGAUUGGACGUAAUGAAGUGACAGAGAUCCUUGGAUGGGAUGCAAAAAAUCAAGCCAUUUAUUAUAUGAGUGCGCCUGAGGAUCGUCCUGGUCAAAGACAUUUAUAUAAGAUAGUAUUGGAAUUUCAAGUACUCGAUAGUACAUCGAGUGAUAUUAAUAUUCGACCAAAAACUCCUGUUUGUUUAUCAUGUGAUAAUAGCAUCGAUACUUAUGAUAUGAAUAAUACAUACAAUUUGAAUAGCUUUAUUCGUGAACACAAUCAUAAUGAGAAAGAUAUUUUUGUUCAUGUGAAUCACAUGAUUGGAAAGAAUAAGGAACCGAGUGAGUCAGAGUUAAUACCCAAUAAUUGCCUAUUUAAUCGCGUUCAUAUGAGUACGGAAUUUUCCUUUCAUAUACUCGAAUGCUUAGGUCCCGAUACACCGAGCAUUUAUCUCGUAGAUACCUUCUUAGCUAGGAAAAUAUUCAUCAUUGAUAAUGGUGCGGAAUUAGCACAAAAUGUAUUAGAAUUGGCAUUGCCUCAAGUGAAGACAUUUAGUGUUGAGAUACGUGAUGGUUUUCACGCACAAGUUCGAUUAUUUUUACCGCCAAUGGCGAAAGAAGACGAAGAAGUUUCAUUUCCACUAAUUCUUCACAUUGACUCAACUCCCAGCUCUCAAUUAGUAUCAGAAGAGUUUAAAGUUGAUUGGGAUCAUUAUCUAGCAUCACAGAAAUCCUUUAUCGUUGCUCAAAUUGAUGGCAGAGGAAGUGGUUUCCAAGGUGAAGCUUUUAAAUCACAAAUUAAAGGAAAUGUUAGUGCGGUGGAUGUUGAGGAUCAGCUUACUGUGCUUACAUAUUUGCGAGAUAAUUUCAAAAUUAUUGAUCCAACGAAAAUUUGCGCGUAUGGAUGGGGCUAUGGAGCUUAUCUGACAUCGAUUCUGCUAACGAAGGAUUCGAAAAGAACGUUCUUAUGUUACAUCGCUGUAGCGCCGAUUGUUUCGUUUCAAUAUUAUAGCUCAUUCUUUACGGAGAAAUAUUUCGGGUAUCAGCGAAUGAUAGGUCAUUCUCUACAGGAAGCCGAUUUAUCGCUACAUGCUGCAAACUUCCUAUCGAAAAAUUACCUUCUCAUUCAUGGCACAGCAGACACGUUAGUGCAUCAACAGCACACAAUGCUCCUGACAAAAUCACUCAUACAAAAGGGAGUCAUUUUUAGACAUCAGGUAUAUACUGAUGAAGACCACGAGCUGAAAGGAGUAAUUUAUCACGUUCAUAAGACAAUUGAAUCGUUUAUGGAUGAUAAUUUUGGAAGCUUAGAUGCACGAGAAGUAUGGGAGGAUCCAGUCUUUUACAUAUUCAACAAGGAAUAAUAUUAGGCUUAACAUUUGUGAUGGCAAUUUCUACAUAAUUAUAUCCAUCGCGCUAAUGAUGAUGAUGAGAUGGAAACAAGAUGAACAGCACAUCUGGAACAAAAAUUAUUGUGAAACAUGAAAAACACCAAGUAAUUAAUGGAGUUUAUUCCAAGACAAGAAAACAAAAUUAAGGCACAGAAUAGAGAGAGAGAGAGGAAAUGUCAAGGGGAAUACAACAUGGUGAGAAAAUCUUUCGAAGCGAUUUUUUUCCCAUAUUUUGAUAGGAAAUUCAAUUAUUUUAUUGACUUGUCAAAACUUUUUCCCACUAAGCUGUUUUCCCCUUAAAAAAGUUGAUCUAAACGGGCAAUUUUAAUUCGAGCUUUAAUCUCGGUUCCUUUAAAAAAUAAGAUCUUAAAAUCUUAUUGAAUAUUCAAUUAUUUCCUUUGAAAUAUUUCAAAGAAGUACAUAAUUAAGUAAGUUACAUAAUUUAUGGUACGUUGAUCAGACAAAAUUCCAUUAUUUAUUAAGGAACUCUUCUGAUAUAUAUCUUAAGAAACUUUUUCAAGUAGUAAAAGAGAUUUUUUCCAAAAAUAA